Messenger RNA from Striga asiatica, 672 nucleotides. Lineage: Eukaryota; Viridiplantae; Streptophyta; Magnoliopsida; Lamiales; Orobanchaceae. The record is from the annotation of a GenBank genome assembly.
AUGUCGGAACCGGCGAGCUCCGGGGACCCAACUGGCGAGAAAUCGGAGGAGAGAGGAGAGAGAGAGGAGAGAGAAAGACGAAGCUUUAGCAAUGGAGAAAGAUUAAUAAAGCGGGAGGUCCGAAGACCCCACCCACACUAUCCUGAAGCCAGGCACAUGCAGCGAUUCGUGAAGUUUAUCCGGGCCCUAAGCGACGGCCUCAGGCUUCAGAGUGAUUCACGAGUUACAGUUGGGCAUGGAGUGGCUAUGCAUCCUGAAGGGAACCUCUUUUUUCCUCUGUUGGCUUCUGGUGUUGUGCAAUGUUUGUGCGUUUAUGCGACUUGUUGCUUUACUCCUGCAGAAGCACAUUACAUUGGUCUAAUGUUGAUGGCCGCAGCUGGGUACGAUCCAAGACUUGUUCCGCACGUUCACCAAAAAUUAUACCACCAAGAUUAUGAUAAAUAUUACCUGGACACAACUCAUCCUUCUGCAGGGCGAAUAGUCGAGAUGGUUAGCCAAGAUACGGUGAUGGAUAGAGCAGUCAAAAUAUACGAGCAAGUUCAGGCUGGUCACGAGAUUCCGAGUUUUAUCGAACAAAGUAAAAUAAUUCCUUGCAGCCCCAUUUUUAGCCCAUUCUCAGUUAAACAACUUUUUUCCCCACAUGUAGAUGGUAGCAUAAAAUUGAGCUGGUGA